UUAAGAAACUCGUAGCGUUGAGCAAUGCGAGAAACGCGCCCUGCGCGUUAUUUUACUUAUUCAACCCUGAGACAUAGUCCGUGCUUCGUAACUUUCAGAACAGUGAAACAGCGCUGCCACAGUGAAACUUGAAUGAGAAAACGGCAUAUGUCGGUAACGUAGAGCUCUAAAUGCUGAUUUACUUAUAUUUACCUACAGGAAGUCGAUGAUAUAUCGGAACUCCCGUACCCCCGUAAUAUCAACCAAUGGUAAUAUAUUACUAUCUAAUAAUAAAAUCAGCGAAUUGAAUCGAUAGCUGUGCCAUUUUUCUAACAUACAGAAAUCUUCUAGCUCGACUUCGUCUACAUUUUCCCGUGUGAAAUUCCCUCUAGUAACUCAUAUCCUGGAGAGCCGAAGGUGGCUGCUCUGACAUUCUUUCUGUUUAAAGCAUUUCCUAAGAUCCGUGACUCUUCUAGUUCCCCGGAAAAACUUUGGUACACCCGCUCAAGGCGAGUGGGGAAAUCAAUAAGGUAACUGUGUUCAGUUCGCAAAUGGCAAGCAUUUAACCGCGUGCAACUAUCGUAACCGCAAGGUUUGCAUUAUCAGAAAGUACCAUGCGGGAUUUCGAGGCCUAUUUGAACAACUGAUUCUAACAUAAUUACUCAGUGACAACGACAGCCAGACGUGUUUCCAUACGUCAGCGAGAAAAUUUACGAAAUGUAGAAAACUGAACAGUUUCGUCAACAGCUAGUGUCAACGAAACAUGCCGAAAAUUAGUGAACCUACAGACUCCUGACGGUUCCUGAAAGUGCUUUAAGCUAAGUGCUGAUAUGCCCAAAGAUGUCACUCGAUCGAAGGACUUUUCUAUGCUGCCUGGGUCUUUAUGCUCUUUUCCUACAACUCGACCUAGGUGAAAGUACUCACAUAACGGGCACCUUCGAAACCAAGGAGUUCUUUCGAUUUCUUAUGAAGUUCGGCUUUCAAAAGACUGACAGACAUCACCAGAGGGAUUCCUAUGGGUAUAUCUUUGGGAACGUCACAUCUCGGUCCAAUUUUUCUGUGCCAAUUACUCUGGCAGUUCUCGAUCGGGGCCAUUUCUUGGAAUAUUAUGGAAAUCGUACCAUUCGUGAUAAGAGCACCGCAUGUGCAUUAAUGUUCGAAGCAUUAAAUCAGACUUCUUAUGAUAUGCACUGCAACGACGAGGGCCAAGACUUUUUAAGAAGAGUACCUUGCCCACUUGGGAAAUUAUGUCCAGAUGAGGAUUCCAUUUGGAAUGUAGUCAAAGGACAUCAGUUCACAUAUGUCAUCCAAGAUCUGUGGCAACCACGGUUUUGGUACAUAAGUUUAGUCGCGUGUUACAGAAAUACCACCACUUGUCAGUGGGAGCAUUACCAACAGCACGAUGAAUUAGAUUACGAUAUCUGGCUUGUAAAUGGCAAUCCUAACACCAGCGGUUUAAAUAGUUUUACUUACCAGUUUUCAUACGACAGGCAAAACACCAUUGAACUUUACUUACUGUUUUUUAUGUGCUAUAUCAUGCUAGUACCAAUGCAACUAUAUGCAGUUAGAAUGCAAAGGCAUCCUGUUACAAGGCUAUUUACAGCAAGUUUAUUGUUAGAAUUUAUCGCAGUAUGUUUAAUUUUAAUACAUGUACUCAAAUUUGCCCUUGAUGGUGUUGGGUAUGAACCAUUAGAGGUUGCAGGAGACAUUUUUGAUAUUUUAUCUCGGACAUCUUUUAUGCUGCUUUUACUACUACUGGCUAAAGGAUGGGCUGUCACAAGAAUGGAACUAACAUGGAAACCGUUAGUGUUUGCCAUUUGGUUGUGUUAUGGGAUUGUACACAUUUUAUUAUAUGUAUGGAAUAUGACUGAAGUUGAUAUCAUUGAAGACAUAGAUGAGUACCAAACGUGGCCAGGGUGGUUCAUACUUUUAUUUCGCAGUGUCAUAAUGGUGUGGUUUUUAUAUGAGCUGCGCAACACAAUGACUUAUGAACACAAUACACAAAAAUUAAAUUUCUUACUUCAUUUUGGUGCAUCAUCUCUAGUUUGGUUUAUAUAUUUACCCAUUAUUGCACUUAUAGCUCUUCAAGUGAGUGCAUUGUGGAGGUUUAAACUUCUGCUUGGAAUAACAUAUUCUGCAGACUGUUUCGCUUACUGUGUGAUGGCACACUUGUUAUGGCCAACUCGAAGUGAACAGUAUUUUCUACUUGCACAAGGUGCUGACAAUGGUGAUGAACUUGAUGAGUUCAAUGAAGCACCACAUGUACUAAAUAAUUACGUGGAACCUCCAGAACUUAGUAAAAUAAUUGCCUAAUGUUAACAUAAGGUAACAAAUGGCAUAAAUUGUUUUAAAGAAGAAUUGGCGCAAAUUAACGAUGAUAUGAUGUAAGAUUGCCAAAUGUUCAAAAACGAUAAAACAUGAUCUGCGCUAUUUGAGACUGAAGUACCUUACACAUGUUUUGAUCUAACUAUAACUGUCCUAUUUGAUCAUUACACCACACUUCAAAUAGACUUAAGAAAUUAGAUUGAUAGUAAACCUGACUGAAUCAAGAUUAAUAUCAACAGAUCAGCACCUCUUGCUAUGCGCAAACCUGUUUUAUAAUUGCCUAAGAACUAUUAUUUUUUAGAAAAUAACAAUUACUUCUGCAAUACUAGUUAACGAUGUACAUAUGCGUAUGCAUUGAUAUAAAUUAUAUGGGAUACGUAUUAGCGCAAGUAAUUUAUGAUUUACUGGCAUAGGGCUGUGUAUAUCGAAAUUUAUGAAUUGUGAAUAGAGAGCGAAGAAUUAUAUUGCAUGCACAGUCUGUGUUUGUAGAGUGUAUUGCAGAAUGUAUUGAAUUUGUUAGUGAACACUGUCUAACAGUGGUAAAUUAUACUUGUCUUAAUAUUCAGUAUACUUUAAUGAAUAUAGCCAGUAUGGUGCUUUCAUACAGAAAAACUUGAUGUACAAUUUAUUCAAAGGUCUUUUAAUUAAAUUAAUUAUUUAUAAUUCAGGGUGUCGUGAUAUGCAAAUUAAAUCGACUUCGGUUUUUUACCAGUAUUGUCAAGCUCAAUAGUAUCUUUCGCAUCAAUAAAUUACAUAACUAUCUAUAUAAGUUUUAUUGAGCUGGUCUAAACAUAUAGUAAUUUCAAAAUAAACACAUUUCUACUGUGUCCAAAACAAAAUUUGUUUAUGUCAAGUUUACUGAAAUUUAUAAAAUUAACUCCAUUUAAUUAUUUAUCUUGUGAAAUAUUUUAUCAGACCUGAAUUACUCUACGUACACAUACUUUGUUGGCUGCCACUAUGAUACUCAAGUCUAUUGAAUUUUAGUAACAGUAGUCAGGAUAGAAACUUAUAGUUGUUGAGGGUGAUUUAAUCGUUAAUUGUUAUAUUAUACAACUUUGUUUUGCAUAUAAGCAGUAUGAAUAGUAAUUAUGUUUACUUUUAUAGGAAUUUGUGUGUAACACUAUACAAUAUCAUCGAUCUAAAAUUGAUUAUAAAAUGAAAUUUUAUAAAGCUUUUAAGACACAAAAAAGAAUCACGUACAUGAUAACCCUUUCUAUAUUUAUUAUUAGUAUGUAUAUUUAAUUCUUUAUUGUUCAAAUUUAUGUGUGAUCUAUACAUCUAGAAAGAACUUUUCUAUGGCAUUAUUACUGCACAAGUUUGUUAUAUAAAAGACAGUGUUACAAAUGAAAUUAUUUCUGUUAAUCAUCAUUUGAUAUAAUUCGUGCAUUUAUGUUAAGACUAGCAAAAUAUGUUAGCUUCUACACAAUGUAAUUAACGUACAAGUUUAAUUUUAGUGUCAGGUCUUAUUAAUCAAGCGCUAAUUCAACAUAGUUAAAUAGCAGUAUUGGUGAAAACAGUACUCUCAAAAGCAUAUUUGCAAGCUAUGAAAGUGUAGCCAAAUCUUAGACAGCGCAAUUUUUAAAUGUUAUACAUUGAAUAAUAAGUACAUUUGGAGCAACUCUUUUGUGUAGUUUCUUAUGUAUUUAAAUAUAUCAAGGUUAAUUAUCAAAA
Messenger RNA from Orussus abietinus, 3975 nucleotides. RefSeq names its product transmembrane protein 145. The record is from RefSeq and is a predicted model, not a curated record. The coding region runs from base 820 to 2292 and encodes 490 amino acids. The transcript is spliced from 5 exons. Lineage: Eukaryota; Metazoa; Arthropoda; Insecta; Hymenoptera; Orussidae. Gene Ontology annotation, biological process: response to pheromone; G protein-coupled receptor signaling pathway.